Molecule: messenger RNA, 396 nt
Organism: Lathyrus oleraceus (garden pea)
Lineage: Eukaryota; Viridiplantae; Streptophyta; Magnoliopsida; Fabales; Fabaceae
Exons: 2
Coding region: 1-396 (131 amino acids)
Source: RefSeq, a predicted model, not a curated record
AUGGCGACGCAACUAUUAGAGUGCUUCGAAGUUAUCAGCACCAUGCAUGCGCCUAGAAUGAGGAAUCAAGAAGCCAAUGAGUUAGCACAAAUUUCCACUGGGUACAAGGUAUCAAAAGAAAAGCUCAAGGAUUUUAUUGAGGUAAAGGAAAAGAUGGUGUCAAACGUCUCGCCGUCACCCAAUACGUCAGAUUGGAGAAAACCAAUCAUAGAGUACUUAGAAAAUCCAGUCAGAAAGACUAACAGGAAAGUUAAGUAUAGAGCUUUAAGCUAUGUACGCCUGGGAAAUGAGUUGUUGAAGAAAACUCCAGAAAGAGUAUUGCUUAAGUGCCUUGGAGAUAGAGAAGCCUACUUAGAAAUGUCUGAAGUACACAGUGGAACUUGUGGGGUACAAUAA